This is a messenger RNA of Scleropages formosus (Asian bonytongue), 1329 nucleotides long. RefSeq lists its product as uncharacterized. The record is from RefSeq and is a predicted model, not a curated record. The transcript has 3 exons. NCBI's taxonomy places the organism in Eukaryota, Metazoa, Chordata, Actinopteri, Osteoglossiformes, Osteoglossidae. The coding region runs from base 144 to 764 and encodes 206 amino acids.
ACUGCUUGGUCGGUAACGACCGACCGCAUAAAGGCUUGACAAGGGAAGGGCCGGUGUUGAGCACCAGCAUUCUUGAAACGGUCAAUGAAAUGAAAAGAGAAGAUCUACCAAAUCGACUAAAUCCGGUUUAGUUUAGUGAGUUGAUGGCGUUGAAUCCCACCCAGUGGGCUGCUGCUGCUGUUUCGGACGUUGCCCUGUGCCUCUCGGCCCUUUACGCAGCUUUCCACCUUUUCAAGGAUCACAGGGCUUCAGCAGUGGGCUUAUUCCUGGUUGGCCUCUCUGCAGGUCUGUCCAGCCUGGCUAUCUCCAGCCCAGCUCUGAUUUCCUUGGAGGAAGACCUGGAGUGGGCUGGUGCCGUGUUGGGGCCAGCACUCGUGUCGUUUGAUUUCCUCUGGUUGAGUGAGGAUCGCCUGACGGCCCACGUCGUGCUGAUGUGCUCUGCGCUUCUCCCCAUGCCGCGUGACUGGUUCUCUCAGGAGGGGCUGGUGCUUCUUUCACGCUGCCUUGCGCUGUCCUCGCUCUCCUGCUCCCUCACCGUGAGCCUCUUCACAGGCAAUGGAGCUGGAGCCCUGGCCAGUGUGGCCCUCAGCCUGCCCACCCUGGUAGCCCCAAAAGGGACUCCUGGCUCUCUUGCUUCUCUCGUCACACGUGAGGCUGCACAGGGCCCUUUGACGUGGCUCCUGAAAGGCUUGAUGGCAGUAGGGUGUCUCUCCACAAAACGAGCACUUGGCACAUAUCUGCUGGACUUAAAACAAGUGCAAUAACAUGAAUCUGUCAUAUUAAAUGGACUUGUCCGCUGUGCCUUGCGGAGGUCUCAUAACAGUGCCUUGUGAACUCUUUGCAUGUAACUAAUUGCCUAGUCUAUAAAUGACUGAUGCUAUAGUGAUGGGCUGAAAUCACACAAUGUGCAGUUAUUAAAAUAAGAGCUCCAAGCGAGUCGUGAAGAAGGUGCGAAUGAAAGUGUCAAACAUCCAGUGGAAGUCACAUGGGUCGUCGUGACAGAAAGCCCUGCUCUUACAUAAGGAAUGAAUGCACAGCCUGUGUUGGAGCGCUCCGUGCACAAUGACGUUUGUUGUUCCGAGAAGGGAGACACUAAGGCUGGUUGUUGUAGAAUAAAGCCCUGUGCAACACCUGUACGAAUGACUAAAUCCAGAUAUCUGAUAAUGUCUGCAUUUCUUCUUCAUUUAAAAAUAAAAAUCAAUUUCCGCCCUUAACACUUUUUCAGUUAUGAGGUUUUAUCGUGUUUUGUAAAAAUGCACUGGUGCCAAACCUCUGGCUGACAGUUUAAUAUGCUACCUAAUGGAAGUCUAGGAGAUAUAAACUAGCCGG